AUCACUGCCAUCAGCUGUUACUAUGUGCCUAGCGCUUCCUCUUCUUACAUGCGCCUUUGUUAUCACAAAUCGGACAGUGAUUUAUCUAUUUAAGCCGAUAUGGGACGUCUAAAUCUAGAGCACACGCUACAGGGCCACAAAGGACGCAUUUGGGGGGUGGCAUGGCAUCCAAAAGGCAACGUAUUCGCCUCCUGCGGCGAGGACAAGGCCAUCCGCAUUUGGUCUUUGAACGGAAAUACAUGGACCACAAAAACCAUUCUCUCCGAUGGACACAAGCGUACCAUCCGGGAAAUUCGUUGGUCACCAUGCGGACAGUACUUGGCCUCGGCAAGCUUUGAUGGAACUACCGCCAUCUGGUCAAAAUCUUCUGGAGAAUUUGAGUGCAAUGCAACGUUGGAGGGACACGAAAACGAGGUGAAGAGCGUGAGCUGGUCACGUUCUGGCGGCUUGCUGGCCACCUGCUCGCGAGAUAAGUCAGUGUGGAUCUGGGAGGUGGCCGGCGAUGAUGAAUUUGAGUGCGCUGCUGUUCUAAAUCCGCACACACAGGACGUGAAGCGAGUGGUAUGGCACCCGACCAAAGAGCUUCUAGCAUCUGCCUCCUACGACAAUACUAUUAAGAUGUUUGCGGAGGACGCUCUGGACAGCGACUGGGACUGCGUUGCCACAUUAUCUUCUCACACGAGCACCGUUUGGAGUAUCGACUUUGAUGCUACUGGAGAGCGUUUGGUCUCUUGCAGUGACGACACCUCUCUUAAGAUCUGGCAAGCAUACCAUCCUGGCAAUGAUGCGGGAGUAGCCACUCCCGACAAGCAGACAGUGUGGAAGUGUGUCUGUACAAUCUCCGGACAACAUUCACGGGCCAUCUACGACGUUUCCUGGUGCAAGUUAACGAACUUGAUAGCGACUGCCUGCGGCGACGACGGCAUUCGGAUAUUUAAGGAAACCAGCGAUUCCAAACGGGAUGAGCCAACGUUUGAACAACUUACCGCUGAGGAGGGUGCCCAUGAUCAGGAUGUGAACUCGGUAGAAUGGAAUCCUGUGGUGGAAGGACAACUAAUAUCAUGCAGCGAUGAUGGCACCAUCAAGGUGUGGAAAAUGACCGAGUAGCUAGACUAAUGUGUGGUAUAUUUAAGUGACUUAACAAUAACGGAACUUGGUUUUUUGUACAAAAUGUCCUAACGAGAAAUUAAAGUAUUCCCCCGAGAGAA
This is a messenger RNA of Drosophila ananassae, 1208 nucleotides long. RefSeq names its product probable cytosolic iron-sulfur protein assembly protein Ciao1 (gene Ciao1). Gene Ontology annotation, cellular component: cytosolic [4Fe-4S] assembly targeting complex. The transcript has a single exon. Bases 100 to 1107 code for a protein of 335 amino acids. Gene Ontology annotation, biological process: iron-sulfur cluster assembly. The record is from RefSeq and is a predicted model, not a curated record. Gene Ontology annotation, molecular function: protein binding. NCBI's taxonomy places the organism in Eukaryota, Metazoa, Arthropoda, Insecta, Diptera, Drosophilidae.